UCUCCCACGAUUCGUCGUUUUCUGGGUCUCUCUGCAAAAUUCCAUCGUCGUUGGAUUAUAUAUGCCUUGAAAUUCUAUUUGGGUCUCUCUGCGAAAUUCCAUUUCUGGGUUUUUUUUCGUGUCUUUGUUUCAUUAUUCACCUCUUUACUGGCAAAUAUUGGCACAAACUUAGUUUGCUUCUAUGAGCCAAAUCUUGUGUUUUCUGUGGCUUCAUAAUGGUAUUGAAGAGUUUCUGUGAGAGGAUUGUUGCUGCAAAAUGUUCUUCUAAAAGCUCUACUGAGACUGUAGAUAAUACUCCUCAGGUGCCUGCUUGUUCGAAAGCAGGUUCUAGUGACAGUAAGUUUCCCAAGGCUACCUUAUGGUCAAGCUUCUUUACAUCUGGUUUUCCAUUCGUUGAAACAUAUAGUGAAUCAUCGGCUUCUGAAAAGAAAGCAGUUCAUUCUCGAAAUAGCGGGUGGGCAGCUGCUCUGAGGAAAGUUGUUACUGGUGGCUCAAUGAGGAGAGUUCAUGAGCGUAUACUAGGGUCAAGCAGGACUGACAUUUCGAGCUCUGAUGGUGAUAUAUGGUUUCUAGGCAUCUGCCAUAAAGUUUCACAGCAAGAUUCUACUGGAGUAGAUACUAGUAAUGUGUUUGCAGCAUUUGAGCAAGAUUUUUCCUCAAAAAUCCUAAUAACGUAUAGGAAAGGCUUUGAUGCUAUUGGAGAUUCAAAGUAUACUAGUGAUGUUAAUUGGGGUUGUAUGCUUCGAAGCAGUCAGAUGCUUGUUGCUCAGGCAUUACUUUUUCAUAAAUUAGGUAGAUCGUGGAGAAAAACUGUUGAUGAGCCACUGGAUAAAGAAUAUAUUGACAUCUUGCAACUUUUUGGUGAUUCGGAGGCUUCUGCUUUUUCUAUCCACAAUCUUCUUCAAGCUGGGAAAGAUUAUGGCCUUGCUGUUGGGUCAUGGGUGGGACCAUAUGCAAUGUGCCGCACAUGGGAAGUUCUAGCCCGUAACCUGAGGGAGACAAAUGACCUUGGAAAACAGCCACUUCCAAUGGCUAUCUAUGUUGUUUCUGGAGAUGAAGAUGGGGAGCGUGGUGGAGCACCAGUUGUCUGCAUUGAAGAUGCCUCCAAUCGCUGUUCUGAGUUUUCAAGGGGCCUAGCUGCUUGGACACCUCUACUUUUAUUGGUUCCCUUGGUACUUGGACUUGAUAAAGUCAAUCCGAGGUAUAUUCCAUUAUUGCAGUCAACUUUUAAAUUUUCCCAGAGCCUUGGCAUAUUAGGUGGCAAACCAGGUGCUUCAACAUACAUUAUCGGUGUUCAGAAUGAAAAGGCAUUCUACCUUGAUCCACAUGAUGUUCAGCCGGUUGUUAAUAUCAAUGGGGACAAUCAAGAGCCAAAUACUUCAUCUUACCAUUGCAAUGUUAUCAGGCACAUACCCCUAGAUUCAAUUGACCCAUCUUUGGCUAUUGGAUUUUACUGCCGAGACAAAGAUGAUUUUGAUGAUUUCUGUUCCCGGGCUUCUAAGCUGGCAGAAGAGUCCAAUGGUGCACCAUUGUUCACUGUAGCUCAGUCUCGAAGAUUCUCAAUGCAAGUUACCGGUAAUGAUGCCUCAGCUGACAACAGUGGAUUCCAAGAUGAUGUGGACCUUGUCAAUGAUGCAGGAACCCAUGAGGAUGACUGGCAACUCUUAUAAUUGCAAGACAUUGACAUGAAUUUUAAAGUAGUCUCUCAAAAAUUUGUUGCUUGAUUCUCUCAUGAGGCUAAUUGCCACUGCUGGGUUUGGUUGAUACCUGGCCUUGGACGGGACUCCCUCUCUUCAAACGUUGUUUAAUAGGGCUUGCUGAAAGUAAUUUAAACUCAUUUUGAUUCAUUGGCUUAAAUUAUUUGCUCAUUUGUUCAUAUAGCUAACCAGGUAUUUGUUGUACAUUACACGGCUAGUUCGUUCAUAUUUGUUGCGUGUACCCUUUUAUUGGCUACAAACUUGUAGUGGAUAACACUUUGGGACUAUCAAAUA
Molecule: messenger RNA, 1991 nt
Organism: Gastrolobium bilobum
Lineage: Eukaryota; Viridiplantae; Streptophyta; Magnoliopsida; Fabales; Fabaceae
Product: cysteine protease ATG4-like
Exons: 9
Coding region: 216-1670 (484 amino acids)
Molecular function (GO): protein-phosphatidylethanolamide deconjugating activity
Source: RefSeq, a predicted model, not a curated record